Messenger RNA from Aspergillus aculeatus ATCC 16872, 327 nucleotides. RefSeq lists its product as uncharacterized. The transcript has 2 exons. The annotation marks the transcript as partial. The record is from RefSeq and is a predicted model, not a curated record. Gene Ontology annotation, molecular function: DNA binding. NCBI's taxonomy places the organism in Eukaryota, Fungi, Ascomycota, Eurotiomycetes, Eurotiales, Aspergillaceae.
GAGUGGGCACCCGCGCGCGUCGUCUUCGCGUUCUUGAAAUUGAAGCAAUUCAACCACCAACAAUUCCACCAAAUAUGCCUCAAUCAUCAAAUCCUUUGGUGGAACGAGAGGGCCGUAUCUGCCUCGCUAUUGAGGCUAUUCAAAAUGGCGAAAUUUCGCUUGUUAAGGAAGCUGCAAGCGUUUUCAAUAUUCCGCGUUCAACUCUGCAACGACGCCUUAAGGGAGUCAAAGCACGCGUGGGCUUCAUCCUCGGCCGGCAUACGUACGGAAUAUGGCAACAAUCCUUCUCCAAAAACGAAACUCGAAUUCCACAGUCUCUGUGGGUGA